Phaeoacremonium minimum UCRPA7 is the source of this 1080-nucleotide messenger RNA. RefSeq names its product putative alpha-ketoglutarate-dependent taurine dioxygenase protein. The record is from RefSeq and is a predicted model, not a curated record. Lineage: Eukaryota; Fungi; Ascomycota; Sordariomycetes; Togniniales; Togniniaceae. The transcript is spliced from 4 exons. The coding region runs from base 1 to 1080 and encodes 359 amino acids. Gene Ontology annotation, cellular component: cytoplasm. Gene Ontology annotation, molecular function: 2-oxoglutarate-dependent dioxygenase activity.
AUGGCGCCAUCUGCAAUCGACGAGACGCCCAUCUCGACCAAGUCUCAGAGCCGAGAGCCUCUCAAGCUCUCUGGUGUCUUGGACAGCUAUGAGUCUUUUGACGUAACUCCAUCUAUUGGACGGGAGUUUCCCAAGGCCAACUUGGUGGAGUGGCUCAAUGCACCAAACUCGGAUGAGCUUAUCAGAGAUCUCGCCAUUACCAUUUCACAACGCGGCGUUGUCUUCUUCCGCGCCCAGGAUGAAUUAGAUAAUGAAUUGCAAAAGAAAUUGAUUCUCCGCUUAGGCGAGCUGACUGGUCGGCCCGCAACUUCUGGGCUCCAUAUUCAUCCUAUUCUGAACUCAGAGCGUGACCUAGGUGGAAGUGACCCAGAGAUCAGCACUAUCAGUUCUGUUCAACACAAGCAAAUCUACAAGAGACAGACAGAUGAUCAAUUAAGCGUGAAGAAGAGCAACAGCGCUCAAUGGCACUCCGAUAUUGCCUUCGAGCCUGUGCCGGCCGAUUACACCUCCUUGCGACUUGUAGAGCUCCCUUCAACUGGUGGUGAUACCCUGUGGGCUUCUGGUUAUGAGAUUUAUGAUCGCAUCAGUGAACCGUACCAAAAGUUUCUCGAAAGCCUCACGGUAACCUUCGAGCAGCCAUACUUCGCCAAAGUCGCACAGCAGGGUGGGUUUAGUCUAUAUGACAAGCAGCGUGGUGCGCCCGAGAACAUCGGCUCGGAGCUUAAGGCAAUUCACCCUCUCGUCCGAACAAACCCCGUCACUGGUUGGAAAAGUAUCUUUCCUGUCGGCGGCCACGUAAAGCACGUCAACGGAGUUACAGAAGAUGAGAGCAAGCAUCUUCUCAGUUGGUUCCUAGAUCUAGUCUACAAGAACCACGAUCUUCAGGUCCGACUAAAAUGGAAAAACAAGAACGACAUUGCUAUCUGGGAUAACAGGAGUGUGUUCCAUACCGCCACAUUUGAUUAUAACGGUCUUGGAGAUAGAUUUGGUAACAGAGCUGUUGGACUUGGCGAGCGCCCCUACUACGACCCCAAGAGCUCCUCGAGGAGGGUCGCACUGGGUCUUGAUUUCGUCCAGUAA